Molecule: messenger RNA, 2652 nt
Organism: Botrytis byssoidea
Lineage: Eukaryota; Fungi; Ascomycota; Leotiomycetes; Helotiales; Sclerotiniaceae
Exons: 5
Coding region: 1-2652 (883 amino acids)
Biological process (GO): glucan catabolic process
Molecular function (GO): beta-glucosidase activity
Source: RefSeq, a predicted model, not a curated record
AUGAGAUAUUCACUCGUGGUUGCUGGGUUACUGGCCGCAGCCUCUCCCAGUCAACAAGAAAGUACUUUGCAUCGCGGUACCAAACAAUCUCGUCAACCGUCAAAUUCUACAUAUCCCGGUGCUGUGUUCGGUCAAACCAGUGACCCAUUUUAUCCUUCACCAUGGAUGAACCCAAAUACCGGCGGGUGGGAAGAUGCUUAUGUGAAGGCUAAGGAUUUUGUUUCCCAGCUCACGUUGUUGGAAAAGGUUAAUUUGACUACUGGUGUUGGAUGGAAAGGGGAACAAUGUGUUGGUCAAGCAGGAUCAGUUCCUCGUCUCGGUCUCCGAUCGAUGUGUAUGCAAGAUUCUCCAGUUGGUGUUCGUGAUACCGAUUUUAACUCGGUAUUCUCGAGUGGUCAAUCUGUUGCUGCCACUUUCGAUCGUGGUUUGAUGUAUGCUCGAGGCUAUGCUAUGGGCCAAGAACAUAAAGCAAAGGGUGUUACUGUACAACUCGGUCCAGUUGCUGGUCCUCUUGGUCGUGCUCCACAAGGUGGACGUAACUGGGAAGGAUUUAGUCCAGAUCCUGUCUUGACAGGUAUUGGAAUUGCUGAGACCAUCAAAGGUAUUCAGGACGCCGGUAUCAUUGCUUGUGCUAAGCAUUUUAUCGGUAACGAACAGGAACAUUUCCGUCAGUCUGGUGAAUCGCAAGGCUUCGGCUCCAACAUUACUGAAUCCAGUUCAUCCAACAUUGACGAUGUAACCAUGCACGAGACAUACCUCUGGCCAUUCGCAGACGCAGUUCGCGCGGGUGUUGGUUCCAUUAUGUGUUCUUACAAUCAAGUCAACAACUCCUAUGCUUGUCAAAACUCCAAGAUGCUCAACAACUUGUUGAAGGAUGAGCUCGGAUUCCAAGGUUUCGUCAUGACUGAUUGGCAAGCUCAACACACCGGAGCAGCUUCCGCUGUAGCUGGGUUGGACAUGACCAUGCCUGGUGAUACCCUCUUCAACAGUGGAGAAAGUUUCUGGGGAACCAACCUCACAUUAGCAGUCAUCAACGGAACCGUCCCAGAAUGGAGAAUUGACGACAUGGCAAUGAGGAUUAUGGCUGCUUAUUUCAAGGUUGGCUUAACACUUGACGAGCCAGAAAUUAACUUCUCUUCAUGGACUCUCGAUACAUACGGACCACUCCACUAUGCAGCUGGAAAGGAUGUUCAACAAAUUAACUGGCACGUCGAUGUUAGAGGAGACCAUGCAAAGUUGAUCAGAGAUAUUGGAGCUCGAUCAACAGUUCUCUUGAAGAACACCAAGAACGCACUUCCUCUUUCAAAGCCCAAAUCCCUCGCUGUCAUUGGAGAGGAUGCUGGCCCAAGCCCUUACGGACCUAACGGAUGUUCUGACAGAGGUUGCGAUAACGGUACCCUUGGCAUGGCUUGGGGUUCUGGUUCUGCCAAUUUCCCUUACCUUGUCACUCCAGACACUGCUCUUCAAAACCAAGCCAUUGCUGAUGGCACUGUUUACCAGAGCAUCUUGGAUAACUAUGCUACAUACCAAAUUGAAGCACUUGUCAGUCAAGAAGUCACCGCCAUUGUUUUCGUCAACGCCAACUCCGGAGAGGGCUAUAUCAGUGUUGAUGGAAACAUUGGUGACCGCAACAACCUUACUCUUUGGAACUCUGGUGAUGAAUUGAUUAAGAACGUCUCUGCUCUUUGCAACAACACCAUCGUCGUUAUCCACUCCACCGGACCUACUUUGGUUGGUGAUUGGUACGACAACGAGAACAUCACUGCAAUCUUGUGGGCUGGUGUACCAGGACAAGAAAGUGGAAACAGUAUCACUGAUGUUCUAUAUGGAAAGGUUAACCCUGCUGCCCGUACACCAUUCACAUGGGGACCAACCAGAGAAAGUUAUGGUACCGAUAUUCUCUACGAGCCAAACAACGGCGAGGCUGCACCACAGCUCGACUUCACCGAAGGCAACUUCAUUGAUUAUCGUGCUUUUGAUGCUCAAGGCAUCGAACCAAUCUAUGAGUUUGGUUUUGGUCUCUCAUACACCACAUUCAACUACUCUGGUCUUACUGUUACCAAGAAUGCCAAUGCAAGCAGCACCUAUACUCCAUCAUCUGGAUUGACUCAAGCUGCUCCAUCUUUCGGAAACUUCUCUACAGACCUCAAUGAUUACAUCUUCCCCAACGGUUCAUUCCCAUAUGUCUAUCAAUACAUUUAUCCAUACCUUAACACCAGCGAUGCCGCCGCCGCAUCUGCGGAUCCAAAGUAUGGACAAAAUGCCUCCGAAUUCCUCCCACCAAAGGCACUUGAUGGAUCUGCUCAACCUAUCCUCGCAGCGGGUGGUGCACCGGGAGGUAACCCAGCACUUUACGAUGUUCUCUACACCGUUACUGCACAGAUCCAAAACUCUGGUGAAGUCGACGGUGAAGAAGUUCCCCAACUCUAUGUUAAACUCGGUGGACCAAAUGACCCUCUUAUCGUAUUGAGAGGGUUCGAAAGACUUUCCAUCCCUGCAGGAAACACUACUACUUUCACUGCUGAUUUGACUAGAAGAGACUUGAGCAACUGGGAUACAGUCGCGCAAAACUGGUUCAUUAGUAACUACACUAAGACAGUUUAUGUUGGUUCCAGUUCGAGAAACUUACCAUUGAGUCAAGAUUUGGCUUAA